Molecule: messenger RNA, 1488 nt
Organism: Musca vetustissima
Lineage: Eukaryota; Metazoa; Arthropoda; Insecta; Diptera; Muscidae
Gene: Rpn3
Product: probable 26S proteasome non-ATPase regulatory subunit 3
Exons: 2
Coding region: 1-1485 (494 amino acids)
Biological process (GO): ubiquitin-dependent protein catabolic process; regulation of protein catabolic process
Cellular component (GO): proteasome complex; proteasome regulatory particle, lid subcomplex
Molecular function (GO): enzyme regulator activity
Source: RefSeq, a predicted model, not a curated record
AUGACGGUCACAGCAGAAGCCACAGUUAAGGAUACUGAAAUGGAGGUGGAUCCCAGCGAUGAUACCACAGCCGGUGACGGCAAGAAAGAUCAAGAUGUGGUGCAUAUUUUGGAAAUACGCGAGCAUAUUCGCAAAAUUGAUAAAGCUGUCAUAAGCAAUGAAUACCGCUUCAUUGCCCGUGUCUUGAGAACUCUGCCAAGUACCAGACGUAAAUUGAACGGUGCGGUUUUACGUUUCUUGGCCACAAUUGUCUACCCACCCGGACCAGAACGUGAAGCUGCUAUGGCUUUUGCCCCAGCCGUUGCCGCAGGCAGCCAGGAACCUAAAGUGCAAAAAAUACGCACCGCCACCUCCAACCCUAUCAUUGAAAUUGAUGCCUAUUUCCAUUUGUUGUUGUUGGUCAAACUCAUCGAUGACAAUGAAUUGCAAAAGGCAUCCGCCUGUUCGGAUGCUCUCUUGGCCAAGAUUCAAGGACAAAAUCGCCGUAGUUUAGAUUUGAUUUUGGCCAAAUACUAUUUCUAUCAUUCUCGGGUGGCUGAGUUGACCAACAAUUUGGAGGGUAUUCGCCCCUUCCUACAUGCCCGCUUAAGAACUGCUACCCUACGCAAUGAUUUUGAAGGCCAGGCUGUACUGCUGAAUUGUCUUUUGCGUAAUUAUUUGCAUUAUUCCCUCUACGAUCAGGCGGAUAAAUUGGUUAAGAAAUCGGUGUAUCCCGAAUCGGCUAGCAACAAUGAAUGGGCACGUUUCCUAUACUAUUUGGGUCGUAUCAAGGCAGCCAAAUUGGAAUAUAGUGAUGCCCACAAACAUUUAGUGCAGGCUUUACGUAAAGCGCCACAAACCGCCGCUGUGGGUUUCCGUCAGACUGUCCAGAAACUGAUUAUUGUUGUAGAGCUGCUGUUGGGUAACAUUCCCGAACGGCAGGUAUUCCGUCAGGCAGCACUACGCAAAUCUUUGGCUCCUUAUUUCCAGCUAACCCAAGCAGUACGUUUGGGUAAUUUGAAGCGAUUCGGUGAAGUUGUUGAGAAUUUCGGACCCAAAUUCCAACAGGAUCACACCUACACUUUGAUCAUACGUCUACGUCAUAAUGUCAUUAAGACUGCCAUUCGUUCGAUUGGCUUGUCCUAUUCUCGUAUCUCGCCGGCAGAUAUUGCCAAGCGUUUAAUGUUGGACUCCCCGGAAGAUGCGGAAUUUAUUGUGGCCAAGGCAAUACGUGAUGGCGUCAUUGAGGCCACUCUCGAUCCGGCCAAUAAUUUUAUGCGUAGCAAAGAAAGUACUGAUAUCUAUAGCACCCGUGAACCCCAACUGGCUUUCCACGAGCGUAUUUCGUUCUGUUUGAACUUGCACAAUCAAAGUGUUAAGGCUAUGCGUUAUCCACCCAAGUCGUAUGGCAAAGAUUUGGAAAGUGCCGAAGAACGUCGUGAACGUGAACAACAGGAUUUGGAAUUGGCCAAGGAGAUGGCUGAGGAUGAAGAUGAUGGUUUCUAAGCU